CUCUCCCAGCGUACCCUGCGCUGCCGCCGCUCUGCGUCCCCUGGCCCGGCCGCUCUGCCCGCGGUCGCCAUGGGCUCCCUGCUCAGCCGGCGCAUCGCGGGCGUGGAGGACAUCGACAUCCAGGCCAACUCGGCCUACCGAUACCCGCCCAAGUCCGGAAACUACUUUGCAAGUCACUUCUUUAUGGGAGGCGAGAAGUUUGACACCCCUCAUCCUGAGGGCUACCUUUUUGGCGAGAACAUGGAUCUAAACUUCCUCGGGAACAGACCUGUUCAGUUUCCCUAUGUCACUCCAGCUCCACAUGAACCCGUGAAGACGCUGAGAAGUUUGGUGAAUAUCCGCAAAGACUCUCUCCGACUUGUGAGGUAUAAAGAUGAUGUUGACAGUCCUACUGAGGAGAAUGGGAAGCAGAAAGUCCUGUACAGCCUGGAGUUCACAUUUGACGCAGAUGCUCGUGUUGCCAUCACAAUCUACUGCCAGGCUACAGAGGAGUUUGUUGGUGGCAUGGCAGUAUACAGCACAAAGAAUCCCUCUCUGCAGUCGGAGACAGUUCAUUACAAGAGAGGGGUAAGCCAGCAAUUCUCCUUGCCUUCCUUCAAGAUAGAUUUCUCAGACUGGAAGGAUGAUGAGCUGAACUUUGACUUGGAUCGUGGUGUGUUUCCUGUGGUUAUCCGAGCAGUGGUGGAUGAAGGAGAUGUGGUGGUUGAGGUGACAGGUCAUGCCCAUGUUCUUCUGGCUGCAUUUGAAAAGCAUGUUGAUGGCAGCUUUUCCGUGAAGCCGUUGAAACAGAAGCAAAUUGUUGAUCGGGUGAGCUAUCUGCUUCAGGAGAUCUAUGGCAUCGAGAACAAAAACAACCAAGAGACCAAGCCUUCAGAUGACGAGAACAGUGACAACAGCAAUGAGUGUGUGGUUUGCCUGUCUGACCUCCGGGACACCCUCAUUCUGCCCUGCAGACACCUCUGUCUGUGCAAUUCCUGUGCUGACACCCUGCGAUACCAGGCCAACAACUGCCCCAUCUGCAGGCUCCCUUUCCGUGCCCUGCUGCAGAUCCGGGCUGUGAGGAAGAAGCCAGGGGCUCUGUCACCAGUGUCAUUCAGCCCUGUCCUGGCACAGAACGUUGACCAUGACGAGCACUCUUGUCCCUUUAAACCCCUUAAAGUGAGCCCUGUCUCCCUGCCCAGCAGGAAGCCUAGAAGGGAAACCAGCUCUGACAACAUCCCUCCAGGCUACGAGCCCAUCUCCCUGCUGGAAGCGCUGAACGGCCUUCGCUCCGUUUCCCCCACCAUCCCAUCAGCCCCUCUGUAUGAAGAAAUCAACUACUCCGGCGUGGUGGAUGGGAUGCCCCCUGCGAGCCGGCCUCUUGUGGGCAUGGACAGAGCUGUGGAGAGCAGCCACCAAAAGGGCAAGAGGAGCAAGUCUCCAGAUAGCACACUACGGUCUCCCUCAUCCCCCAUCCAUGAGGAGGACGAAGAGAAGCUCUCGGAGGACUCUGACUCACCGCCAGCACUGAGCGGGGCUGAGCUGGCCCUGAGGGAGAGCAGCUCUCCAGAAAGCGUGGCAGCGGAAGAGAUCGAGGAGGCCUUGUCCCUGCAGCAGGGCAGCCGCCCGCCCUCGCUGGAGGACGUGCUGCAGGAUGGGAGCUGCGGCGAGCACAGGAGCCUCACGCAGUCGGAGAAUGACCCUCCUGUUGACGUCUACCUGCCAGCACUGGGUCCUGAUUCCUGCUCUAUUGGUAUAGAGGAGUAAGCUGGCUCAUCUGACUUCACCAAGGCGCUCCCUGGCCGCAGCACCGGCAGCCCCACGCAGCCCCUUCUCUUUGAGCAGACAUGUCUUCACAUGGAGGACGAGCAGAACCUCUCGUGAGCGGGGCCCGACCUCCCUGUCCUGGCCGAUGGACCCCCCCCGGGCCCCAUGCACAGCCUCUCCCCCCUCACCAGUGGGGCUGGCCUGUCCUCACCGCCCCAGGGACCCACCGUUGCGGUUGUUCUGUAACAGACAUGCAUGUAUCCCACUGGCAGCGGUGACGGACGGGGCGGUGGGUAGGGCUGGCGGCGUGGUUUUACAUGGGAAUUCGGGGGGGGGAGGGAAAGGGAAGGUUUGGGGUUAAAAGCAGCAGGCGGAGGACACAACCAUUGUAUAUUUUGUACACAAGGAGCACAGCCCUUUGCUGUCACUGCCCCUGUACAUAGCUGUAGCCCUCCCUCCUGUCCCAUUGGCCCCCUUGGGCUCUGCGCCUUCUUCCUCCCAGCUCUGCGUGCUGGGAGACCCUUGCCGGGGUGCAGGGCUCCGCUGAGGGGUAGCGUGAGGACGG
Messenger RNA from Neopsephotus bourkii (Bourke's parrot), 2311 nucleotides. RefSeq names its product mahogunin ring finger 1 (gene MGRN1). Gene Ontology annotation, biological process: negative regulation of G protein-coupled receptor signaling pathway; endosome to lysosome transport; protein ubiquitination. Bases 70 to 1746 code for a protein of 558 amino acids. Gene Ontology annotation, molecular function: ubiquitin protein ligase activity. Gene Ontology annotation, cellular component: early endosome; nucleus; plasma membrane. The record is from RefSeq and is a predicted model, not a curated record. Lineage: Eukaryota; Metazoa; Chordata; Aves; Psittaciformes; Psittacidae. The transcript is spliced from 18 exons.